This is a messenger RNA of Periconia digitata, 858 nucleotides long. Lineage: Eukaryota; Fungi; Ascomycota; Dothideomycetes; Pleosporales; Periconiaceae. The record is from the annotation of a GenBank genome assembly.
AUGUCACCACAACUCAGCAUCUCCUCGGCACUCUCCCUAGCAAACUCCAAACACAAAAUUCCCCAAAUAGGCUUCGGAGUCUACCUAUCACCGGCCUCGACCUGCGUAUCCUCAUGCAUCACUGCGCUACAAGCUGGCUACCGUCACAUCGACACGGCAAUCUACUAUGGUAACGAAACCGAAGUAGGUCGCGCCCUACUCUCUUCCAAGAUUCCGCGCUCUGAAGUCUUCGUCACCACCAAAAUUCUCUCGCCCGGGAAAGAUGUCGAAUCUACAUACGCGAUGGUGGAGGAGAGUGUGAAGAAGCUGGGCGGGGAGGAUGGGUACGUGGAUUUAUUUCUUAUCCACAGUCCAAAUGGAGGGAAGGAGGGAAGACGGUUGAUGUGGCUUGCGCUGGAGAAGGCGAGAGAGGCGGGCAAAGUGAGGGAUAUCGGUGUCUCCAAUUAUGGGAUUGGGCAUAUUGAGGAAAUCAAGAAGAUUGGAAAGGUUUGGCCGCCGAGUGUGAACCAGAUCGAGCUUCACCCGUGGUGUCAGCAAAGAGAGAUAGUGCAGUACUGCAACGACAACAACAUUGUCAUCGAAGCCUACUGCCCCCUCGUUCGCAACCAAAAGGCCGAGGACAAAACUCUGAAAAGCAUCGCCGAGAAACACGGCAAGGAGCCGAAUCAGGUUCUUGUGAGAUACUGUCUGCAAAAGGGAUGGGUGCCACUGCCCAAGAGUGAUACCCCGUCGCGCAUUGAAGGUAAUGCGGAUGUAUAUGGGUUUGAGUUGGACGGAGGGGAUAUGGAAAAGUUGGAUGGGCUAGAUCAGGGCAAAGAGGGCGCGAUUGUACAGGCUGUCAACAACUCUAAUGCUUGA